UAUGUGCUUGAACCUCCCUUUAGUGCCCCUUUCUUUCUCUCAAUUCUCGCGUGUAACUUCCGAACGCAAAUUAGCCUACUUGAGAGAGAGAAGAGAACACACAGAGAAGAAAAUACAGAGAACCCCAAAACCACACAACAACAAUAACAGAGAGAGAGAGAGAGAGGCUCAGACAGACUCAGACUCAGACACAGACAGAGAGACAGACACCACCAUAAAAAUACAACCACUAGAAGACUCGAGACUCUGAGAGAAACUAGAGCAAACACACAGAAGAAAACUGCUCUCUCAUCUAUCCCAUUCUUCUUGUAAAUCAUUCAUCUUUAGAGAGAAAGACAAAGAGAGAGAUCUCCUUUGUCAUUCUGCAUUGCCCACUUCGUAGUGGACAAGGUAAUCUCACCAGUUGUAUCUCAAAUACCCAGAAUUUGGAUUUCACAGAUUUUCCCGUUAACGCUUUGAAUCCGCUCUCUUUAGCCCUUUUGAUCGAUACCCUCUUUAAAUUGGCUUCGACCCACGAAAUAAAACUUAAAAUUGUAAAGUGCUCGAUUGUCCUUCUUUUUGUUGUUUUUUUGUUUUUUAAAAUUUUGAUUUUUUUCCCAGAAUUUUUUGAGGAGUGGGAUUAGGGUUUUUGAUAGUGGGUAUUUUGCUCAGAGCAUGCUUUGUUUUGGUGGAUAUUUUAGGGUUUCGUUGGAUCGCAACUGGGUACUCGUCCAAUUCCGCUGUUUUGGACUAAUUAGGGUUUGAUCAGAGCACAUUUGAGGAACUGGCAGAUAUUGGAAUCAUCGCAGCCUUUCAUAGAAUGAGCAUAAGCUCCGAUCUUUCCCCGGAACGGAAUUGUGGAUUUGCCAGAGCUGGGUUGAGUACAUGAACUCUGAGAUUGCAUAGAAUUAUGGGAGUUAUUGUUUUUCUGAGCAUGGAAGAAGAUUGCACAUACUGAAUUGGGUACAUGAGUGAUCAGAGACUUGUGGGAUCAUAAUUUCGGAGCAAAAGGACUUCCGGGUUUUUGCUGUUUUUGCGUGCUUGAUCUUCAGCUGGGAAUGAAUUUGGUUUUGGGUUACAAGGAGGAGCUGAUGAUUCUGUAUUGGUCCAGAAGGCAACACAGAGGAUUGGAUUGUAGUGGACCGUUUUCGUUUCUCAAAAAACCGUUUGGCUUAACUUAGUUUGAACAAAGUUCUUGACAGAAGAGCUUUUGAAGUAGUUAGUUUAUCUGGGUUUUGUUGGGUUUUAGUUCAGUUUUGUGUUGCAGUUGUUUCCACUGAGCUGGUGCUUUUUGCUGAGCCUUGGUUUUUCAAGUGAAUUGUGUGUGUUAUUGCUUUGCCUGCCUGCACUUCUGUGUGGAAACGAUUAAGGAUUGGUUCAAGUGCCUGUUGGAGUGACUGAGAAGCUCAUGGAGGAUUUUUGAUGCUGGGAAUGAAUGCGGGGACAUGGUGCAUGGACAGGAGCAUAGUUGCUGGUUCGUUCCCUUUCUGGAACAGUGCUACUGGAAACUAAUUCAGGAGUUUUCUUCCUUGGAAGGCACUGGUGUUUUGUAUUGUGGGAUUUUGUGCAAUGUCGCGCUGCUUUCCAUUUCCUCCACCUGGAUAUGAAAAAAGGGCUAGGAAGGAUGAUGUGGACUUGCUAAAAAAGGAGAAGCACAGAGAAAAGAAGCAUAAGAAGGAAAAAAGGACAAAGAGAAGAGAGAAAGUAAAGAAAAAAGUGAGAAAGACAGAAGUGAUGGAAAGCAUCGGGAAAAGAAAGACAAGAAGGGAAAAAACAGAGACAAGAAGAAGGAUAAGGAGAAAGACAGGGACCCCGUUAAAGAUAAAAUUAGUCCUUCAGAUGAGAAGAGAAAUCUGGGGAAAACUGAGAGUUUUGGUGCAGAGAAAUUCAUUCCUAAAGAGUACAAAGAUAACUGUGUUGACAAGAGAAAUACUGGGCAAGUUGGAGGUUAUCAGGCCGAGAAGCUCAGUCAAAAUCGUCAUCUGGCUGAGGAGAACCACAAUUCUGUAUUGUUGGAGUUGGGUAGGAGAACUAAAGAUGAGGCCAGAGGAAUUGGUAACCAUGUGGUUGAGAAGAUUUCUGAAUCAGACCGAAAGAAGGAUGAGGGGAUGGGGGAUGGUCAGAUUGGUGGCUAAGGAUGCUGACAUUUUGGCCGAAGUCAAGGAAAAGAACAAGGACAAGAGAGUUGAUGACAGAAAGACGGAUGGGCAAGGCAUCAGGGUUGCAGCACAAAUUAGUGGGAACACAAUGGUUCAGAACCCUGUUGGUAUGGUUGAAACUAAAGUUGAAGGGCUUUCCAGACCAUUGGGGAGCAACGUGGAUAGAAAGAUUGAUGGAAAAGAAAAGACCAAAGAGAAGGAAGGUGAUGAUAAACGAAGAGAGAAACGCAAGGAGAAAGAUAGAGAGAAGAAAAAACAAGGGAAAGACAAGGAUAAAGAAAAGAAAAAGGAAGCGAAAGCAAAGGAGAAAAAUGAAUCUAAGAAUGCAGAGCCAGGUAAAGAGAAGAAAAAGGAAGAGAAAGCAAAGGAGAAAAAUGAAUCUAAGAUCGCAGAGCUGGAUAAAGAGAAGAAAAAGGAAGAGAAAGCAAAGGAGAAAAAUGAAUCUAAGAUCGCAGAGCUGGAUAAAGAGAAGAAAAAGGAAGAGAAAGCAAAGGAGAAAAAUGAAUCUAAGAUCGCAGAGCUGGAUAAAGAGAAGAAAAAGGAAGAGAAAGCAAAGGAGAAAAAUGAAUCUAAGAAUGCAGAGCUGGAUAAAGAGAAGAAAAAGGAAGAGAAAGCAAAGGAGAAAAAUGAAUCUAAGAUCGCAGAGCUGGAUAAAGAGAAGAAAAAGGAAGAGAAAGCAAAGGAGAAAAAUGAAUCUAAGAAUGCAGAGCCAGGUAAAGAGAAGAAAAAGGAAGAGAAAGCAAAGGAGAAAAAUGAAUCUAAGAUUGCAGAGCUGGAUAAAGAGAAGAAAAAGGAAGAGAAAGCAAAGGAGAAAAAUGAAUCUAAGAAUGCAGAGCCAGAUAAAAUAAGAAAGAGCAAUAAAGAGGAUCAUAUAGACCCUCAUUACGUUAUAACCUCCCAACUUCCGAAAGACAGCAACAAAAGUGCUGGUGCUGAUGGAAAUCUUAAGAAACGGAAGGACUUGCAGACAAAUGGAGUUUUGCAUGCCAAUGACAUUAGGCCCAGUAAACUGCCGCGACCCUCUUCUUCCUCUCAUCCAUUAACGGUAAAUGGAAGAACAGUGGAACCUUGCCAAACUUCCACCCCGUAUGUUUCAGAUAGGCUGGGAUCAGCAAAUAAUGUUAAGGUGGACAAUAAGGACUGCAAGAUAAAUGGCAUCAUUGAAUCUCCGUCAUUGUCCGUCUCCCCUGCAAGGCUGACGUCUACAGCUGCACAGGCUGUUCCUGUUGCCAAAGCAUCUGUGAGACCGCCCCAUCCAGAUUCCAGAUAUCUAAGCCAGGUUUAUUUGGUUCCAAAGGUGGACGAAGUGCCUGAUUAUGAUGAUGAAGAUUGGUUGUUUGGGUGCAGUGGUAACCAAUCAAAGAAGCCCAAGGUGGAAUCUUCAGGGUUUGAGGAGACACCUGAGGUAUGGUCAGAGGCUCUGCGGAUAGAGUCUGCUGAUGUUCACAUUCUACCGUAUGUCAUUCCAUAUUGAUUGACUCAAAUGGGCAUGCUUCACCGCUUCACCUCCUAACUCUGAUGCGGGCAACCCUCGAUAGGACCACACUAGACCAAAGCUAGAAAGGCAUCUGGCCACCUUGGACAUAUAUUCAGAGUUUUCUAGCUGCAUUCAUCUGUGAUUGCACUCUGUUGCAGUGAGUACGACUAAUGGUCUGCUUCUCAAACAGUCUUAAAUGCAAAGGUUGCAAGGGUCACUCACACAUUAUGGCUUGCUCCAGGACCGGGCGGGCUAUUUGGAUUCAAGGGCUGGUUUUCCCCAACAGCUAAUUCAUUCAAAACGGAAAUUUUCAUAAGUGCGACCAAGUGAAGGGUUGCGUAGAAAGGGAGAUAGAUAUAUAAAAGCUUGUGCAAUUUUUGUUUUCAUUUACCUAGGAGCUGAGAAGCUCAUUCUAAUUGAGCAUUUAAGAGAAACUAGCCACAAUUUUGAUUUGUAACAUAGAACUCUUAUUUACAAGAAAUGUAAGAUAGAAGAAAAGGGAAAGUAGUUGCAUUCGUUCGUUGGCCUCCUUCCAUAAUUGUUCGUCGCACUGUGUUUCCAAAAUUGCUGUCCUUUAAUUUCCAUUUUCCAAAUCGGGAGCGCACUUUGGCUAUGA
Molecule: messenger RNA, 4231 nt
Organism: Prunus mume (Japanese apricot)
Lineage: Eukaryota; Viridiplantae; Streptophyta; Magnoliopsida; Rosales; Rosaceae
Source: RefSeq, a predicted model, not a curated record